Chionomys nivalis (European snow vole) is the source of this 3568-nucleotide messenger RNA. It is a transcript of the gene Hgf, whose product is annotated as hepatocyte growth factor. Gene Ontology annotation, molecular function: signaling receptor binding; serine-type endopeptidase activity. Bases 190 to 2373 code for a protein of 727 amino acids. The record is from RefSeq and is a predicted model, not a curated record. Gene Ontology annotation, biological process: hepatocyte growth factor receptor signaling pathway; positive regulation of protein phosphorylation; proteolysis. NCBI's taxonomy places the organism in Eukaryota, Metazoa, Chordata, Mammalia, Rodentia, Cricetidae. The transcript is spliced from 18 exons.
GUAAAGGGCUGUUGUUAAACAGUUUCUUACCGUAAGAGGGAGUUCAGACCUGGAUCUUUCCAGUUAAUCACACAACAAACUUAGCUCAUCGCAAUAAAAGCAGCUCAGAACCGACCGGCUCGCAACAGGAUUCUCUCAGCCCGGCAUCGGCAUCUGCAGAGGGAUCAGCCUGCUCGAACUGCAAGCGUGAUGUGGGGGACCAAACUUCUGCCGGUCCUGUUGCUGCAGCAUGUCCUCCUGCACCUCCUCCUGCUUCCUGUCACCAUCCCCUACGCAGAAGGACAGAAGAAAAGAAGAAAUACUCUUCACGAAUUCAAAAAGUCAGCAAAGACUACUCUCACCAAGGAAGACCCAUUAUUGAAGAUUAAAACCAAAAAAAUGAACUCAGCGGAUGAGUGCGCCAACAGAUGUAUCAGGAAUAAGGGACUUCCGUUCACUUGCAAGGCCUUUGUUUUUGAUAAGACAAGAAAACGAUGCCACUGGUUCCCUUUCAAUAGUAUGUCAAGUGGAGUGAAGAAGGGAUUUGGCCAUGAGUUUGACCUCUAUGAAAACAAAGACUAUAUUAGAAACUGCAUCAUUGGCAAAGGAAGCAGCUACAAGGGGACAGUAUCCAUCACCAAGAGUGGCAUCAAGUGUCAGCCUUGGAGUUCCAUGAUCCCCCACGAGCACAGCUUUUUGCCUUCGAGCUAUCGCGAUAAAGACCUACAGGAAAACUACUGUCGAAAUCCUCGAGGGGAAGAAGGGGGACCCUGGUGUUUCACAAGCAAUCCAGAGGUACGCUACGAAGUCUGUGACAUUCCUCAGUGUUCAGAAGUUGAAUGCAUGACCUGCAAUGGUGAAAGCUACCGGGGUCCCAUGGAUCACACCGAGUCGGGCAAGACCUGUCAGCGCUGGGAUCAUCAGACACCUCACCGGCACAAAUUCUUGCCUGAAAGAUAUCCCGACAAGGGCUUUGAUGAUAAUUAUUGCCGCAAUCCUGAUGGCAAGCCGAGGCCAUGGUGCUAUACUCUUGACCCUGACACCCCUUGGGAAUAUUGCGCAAUUAAAAUGUGCGCUCACAGUUCUGUGAAUGAUACUGCUGUCCCUAUGGAAACAACCGAAUGCAUCCAAGGCCAAGGAGAAGGUUACAGGGGAACCAGCAAUACCAUUUGGAAUGGAAUUCCCUGUCAGCGCUGGGAUUCUCAGUACCCUCACCAGCACGAUGUAACCCCUGAGAACUUCAAGUGCAAGGACCUUAGAGAAAAUUAUUGCCGCAAUCCAGAUGGGGCUGAAUCACCGUGGUGUUUUACCACUGACCCAAACAUCCGAGUUGGCUACUGCUCGCAAAUUCCCAAGUGUGAUGUGUCAAGUGGACAAGAUUGUUAUCGCGGCAAUGGGAAAAAUUACAUGGGCAACUUAUCCAAAACAAGGUCUGGACUUACAUGCUCAAUGUGGGACAAGAAUAUGGAGGAUUUACACCGUCAUAUUUUCUGGGAGCCAGAUGCGAGCAAGUUGAACAAGAAUUAUUGCCGGAAUCCUGACGAUGAUGCCCAUGGACCUUGGUGCUACACGGGGAAUCCUCUUAUUCCUUGGGAUUAUUGCCCCAUUUCCCGUUGUGAAGGAGAUACCACACCUACAAUUGUCAACUUGGACCACCCGGUCAUAUCCUGUGCCAAGACAAAACAGCUGCGGGUCGUAAAUGGCAUCCCAACACGGACAAACGUAGGAUGGAUGGUUAGUUUGAAAUACAGAAAUAAACAUAUCUGUGGAGGAUCACUGAUAAAGGAAAGUUGGGUUCUUACUGCAAGGCAAUGUUUUCCAUCCAGAAACAAAGACUUGAAGGAUUACGAAGCCUGGCUUGGAAUUCAUGAUGUCCAUGGGAGAGGUGAUGAGAAACGCAAGCAGGUCCUCAACAUUUCCCAGCUGGUCUCGGGGCCAGAAGGCUCAGAUCUGGUGCUGCUGAAGCUUUCUCGGCCUGCAAUUCUAGAUGACUUUGUCAGUACAAUUGAUUUACCCAAUUAUGGCUGCACAAUCCCAGAGAAGACCACUUGCAGUGUUUACGGCUGGGGCUAUACUGGACAGAUCAACUCGGAUGGUUUAUUGCGAGUAGCCCAUCUGUAUAUUAUGGGGAAUGAGAAAUGCCGUCAGCACCACCAAGGGAAGGUGACUCUCGGUGAGUCUGAACUGUGUGCUGGGGCUGAAAAGAUUGGAUCGGGACCAUGCGAGGGAGAUUAUGGCGGCCCACUCAUUUGUGAGCAACACAAAAUGAAAAUGGUUCUUGGUGUCAUUGUUCCUGGCCGUGGAUGUGCCAUCCCAAAUCGUCCUGGUAUUUUUGUCCGAGUGGCGUAUUACGCAAAGUGGAUGCACAAAGUAAUUUUGACCUACAAAUUGUAACAGCCAUAGAAGAAGCCAGUGUGUUUGAAGCAUCCAUCUAUACAUGAAGAUUUCAGAGACGUCGAGAUUAAAAUGUAACCUAAACCAAUCCUAAAACAGCUACUUGAGUGUUGUGAGUGUUCAGAAGCUCAUUAAUAUAUAUGGGUGUUUUCUGUUGUUCUGUUUGUCAGUGUUAUUUUGUAAAUGUUGAAGUGAAUUAAGGUACCUGUAAGUGCAGUAACAUAUCUCCUGAAGAUACUUGAACGGAUUCAAAAAUGCAAUAGUUGCUAGAUGAUAAGAGAUUUAAAGGUUAAGGUUGAUUAUCAUUCUAUGCUGCUUUUCAGGUUAAUAUCUUAAUGAUGAAUCAAUCAUAAGUUAAACAUUAUUUUAACCCCACCAAAACCAAUCUGUACUUUGUGUUUCUAACUUGUAACUCUGUAUUAAAUUAUAUUACACUUCCUAUGGCACAUGUUAUAGUUCAUUCAUUUUUUUCACAACAUGUAUCCUGCAAUACUGGCACACAAGCAUCCUUUUAUGAAAACAGAUGACCCUAACAAAUGGCUGAAUACACAUGCAGCAAUAUUACCGUUUAAACCAUGAUGUAUCUAGUGUCAUAGCUAAAUGUUUUGGAUGUAUGUAUCUAUAUUUAUUCUACAAUGUAAAGUUUUUGGAAGAUCAGUGGGAAUAUUCAGGAAAGGUACAAGGUAUAAGUGUGGUUCCUUUGUACGUAUCACAUAUGAUCUCCACUGGAAAGUGUUCAAAGUCAGGACAGGACCCAGAGGAUAAAAGAAUGGCUAGCCUGUAUGUUUAUUUAUAUUUAUUAGCCUAGUUAUUUUGUGUGCUCUCUAAUGCCCUAAAAGCAGAAAGUAAUUUGUGUAUUUGUCUUAAUCUUUCCUCCAAAUUUGAGCUACCUAUUUAUGAAGGAUAUUGGUAGAUCUAUUUUCUUAAAACAUUUAUUCAGUUUUCAAACAUGUCUCAAUGAAGAAAUUUUAAAGUGUCUCUGUCUUCAAAAAUGUAUUUAUAUGGGUUAAUACUAAAACUUGCUGCUAUGAUUGGCUUCUAGCUCUCCUUAAAUUAAAAAAAAAUGAUUUAGCAUAAAAAUAUUAUGUCUGCAAGUUUGUGAUCAUCCCUUCAUUAAAUUUUAUUUUGAAAUAUUUUGAAGAAAAAAUUAAAAUACUUUCCUUAAUCUAAAAAUUCUUAGUUUUUGAGUAAUAGA